This is a messenger RNA of Lineus longissimus, 3226 nucleotides long. Its product is annotated as serine/threonine-protein phosphatase CPPED1-like. The record is from RefSeq and is a predicted model, not a curated record. Gene Ontology annotation, molecular function: hydrolase activity. The transcript is spliced from 7 exons. Bases 75 to 998 code for a protein of 307 amino acids. Lineage: Eukaryota; Metazoa; Nemertea; Pilidiophora; Heteronemertea; Lineidae.
UGUACUAUUGGAUAACAUUGACCGUCAGGGCACUUUUAACACAAGAACAGCUAAGAGGUAAUAUCGUGUUGAAAAUGGCGGAUUCUCCUCCUCGUUUUGGAUCAUUUGUACCAUCAGUUGAUAAACAGCUAGGAGGAUUUGAAUAUGCAAACAAUGGUGAAUGGAAGGAGCCAUUCUACUUUGUUCAAGUAACCGAUAUUCAGUAUGGAAUGAUGGGAACUAUGGUCGGAGGGAAUGAAAGCAAAAGAGGAUGGUCGUGGGAGAUAGACAAUUCAAAUAAGUGUGUUGAGGCACUUAAUAGGAUGGUUCCAAAGCCAAAAUUCGUCAUUGUGACAGGGGAUAUUGCCAACGAUUUACCAGGUCAGCCUGACAGGGAGAACCAAGAAUGCGACUUCAGAUUGGCUUUCUCAAAAUUAGUUCCUUCCAUUCCCUUGUUUUGUAUCCCUGGCAACCAUGACAUUGGAAAUACACCUACACCUGAAACUGUGGAUAGAUACAAAGCCAACUUUGGUGAUGACUACUUUUCCUUUUGGUGUGGUGGUGUGAAAUUCAUUUCUCCGAACACACAGUAUAUCAAGGAUCCCAGUAAGGUAGCAACCCUUAAAGAAGACCACGAUAGAUGGUUGGAAGAAGAGCUAGCAGACAGCAGAGCUAAAGGUUGCAAACAAAUCAUCCUGCUGCAGCACAUACCAUGGUUCCUUAAGACCCCAGAUGAACCAGAUGAUCGUUAUUUCAACAUACCCAUUGAGGAGAGGGCCAAAUGGCUCAAACUGUUCAAAGAAUCAGGUGUGAGGUAUGUUUUCUCUGGUCAUUACCAUCGUGAAUCCAGUGGCAGGGAUGGGGACCUUGAAAUGACUGUGACAUCUGCAUUGGGUGCUCAACUUGGUAGUGAUGAAUGCGGCUUCAGGAUCAUAAAAGUCCAUGGUGAUCAAGUGACUCAUAGAUAUGUCUCGUGUGAUGACGCGCCCUUGGAUAUAGACUUAUCUGUACCCUUCUAACGAGGCUAAUUAGCAGGGAAAUUCACCUGCAUGUUAAUCAAAUGAUACUUCUGGCCUUUAGCCUAUUUACUCAGGGGUCUUUGUGCACUUGUGUGGUCAAUUACACUAACCCGUGUUAACAUCUCGAACAAACCGCUCAGAUUGGUAAGUGAUAAUUUUGGAUGGCAUCACAGAAAAUCACGUGUCUUUUAGAUAGAACAGUCUUAAAAUUUAUUUGUAAAACUACUUACAGUAGAACCUCUCUAUUAAGGACACCCUCGGGACCGACAAGUGCUAUCCUUAAUAGAGAGGUGUCCUGAUUUGAGAGGUCAAAUUGAAUGGAAACAACCAAUUUGGGACCAAACCUAGUGUCCUUAAUAGAGAGGUUGUCCUUGAUAGAGAGGUGUCCGCUAAGGGUGGUUCCAAUGUAUCUGGAAGUUUUUAUUGCACCAACAGUAAAAUGAGUAAAAGUACAUGUAGUAGUGACACUAACCAAUAAUUAGUUGUUCUAGCUACAAAAGUAGCAAAAAAUAACCAUUUAAAUGGUUCAGAAUAACAAUUUCGUUUGUUAAAACCACUAAUUUCUCAGUCAGUGCAAUAAGAAAUACCAGAGUAAAAGAAUUACUGCAGAAUAUUUAAUUUUACCCGAACUAAUCAAUAAUAUGAGUGUGCCAUAACAUGAUAAGAUGUGAUGACAUCUUCAGGUUUGCUUGUGGGUUUCAUAUGAUUCCAUGGAUUAUAUUGAAAAAUUUAUUUUUGUAUGUUCAUGUCGGGUAUCAAUGUGUAUAUCCAAAGAAAGGUGCUCAAUUUUAAGAUUAUUUGUUUGGCCACAACAGUGUUGUAGUCAUGUAGAAACAGAAGUGACACAAAACAGCCAAGUAGACAGGUCGUAGGUCAUCAUCACCGAAUUCAGGUGAUCAGAUGAUCUAUGACUCACCAAUUGGAUGAGCUUAGUGAUGUGGGCAUAUUUAAAUUAUGUCGAAAGCAAUACAAUGAGGGGUGCGGGUUCAAAUCCCUAAAUCUCAAUAAUUGUUUUUCUCAAAUAUGUCUUCUGGUAGAUAAGUUACAAAGAACACAAUUAAAGGCACUUGAUCAGAUUACAGAUCUCAAUGGCAAUAGUGGCUUGAAUAGAAGGCCUAAAAGUUCCCCCAUUACGGGCCUAGAAAUGUGCACGUGGUAAAGAUCUGACUGGAUGUUAGAAGUGAGAAACUAGAGAAUAUGAUUUUGUCAAUGCCUAUGUCGGGACCAGUACAUUGGGCAGGAUUGCACAAGACUUGUGUCGACCUUGUCUCAUCUUCCAACAGCAGGCCUUUGGCUCGCUUCUAAAAUAAACAAUGAUCAUCUGAUAUAAUAUGUCAUCAUAUGCACUCAAUUUCAAAGUAAAUUAACCAGCGGGUUACUCUGUGGUGCCCACACAAAAUCAAUCCAUGCAUAAUUCACAAUUUGUUCGUUUUCCAUAGGACAAAUCAACUGUGCAAUUUUCUCUUUAUUUGAUGGAAAUCAUAUCAUGCUUGAAGAACCUUAUAACCAGAUAAACACAAAAACAUUUUGGUGAAAGACCCAACUACAAAGUUUUUCUAACUUUUUAAAAUAAAAUUUCCUUUCCCAGGACAGGCAAGCUCGGCAAACUGGAAGGCCUGAUAAGAUGCUCGACAAUGUGGGGAAUUUAUUCUCCAGGGUGACAAAGCCCUGAGAAAAUUGGCUCCUACCCAAAUGAUCAUGUGGCAGUCAGACACCCAUUGCCAAAUCAGAGUCUGUCAUUCCAAUUGACGCAUGAUUAGGCACACAGAUAACAGCAUUACGUAUGUGUUAAAACCAAAUUAUCUACACCGAACUCCAAAACCAUUCUGAAACAUCCGCCCAGAGGUAGUCCUAACCAUCGUUCAAUGGUUGAUAUUUAUGAUAUUGUGAUAUUUAUGACAUUGUAUGCCCCUGAUAUGUGGAGGCAGGUCCUGUCACAUCGGGCUCUUGAAUAUAAAUUAUGUCAAAAGCAAUACAAUGAGGGGUGUGGGUCAGAAUCCCUAAGUCUCAAUAAUCCUUUAAAAAAUUGUUUGAUAAUUCAAGAAGUUUGUGAAAGGUGUACUUUUACAAAGCAUUUUAUACUGAAUCAAUUCCUUUUUUGCUGAAGUCAACUAGCCCGUUGUUUUUAAAACGGUUAAUCUUGUACAAAUAAUUGUCUAUAAUUGCCUAUACCGUUUGUUAAAAAUUUUGAAUUUGUCAUUGAAUUUAAAAAUGUCCAAUUGCAAAAA